Messenger RNA from Closterium sp. NIES-67, 562 nucleotides. The record is from the annotation of a GenBank genome assembly. NCBI's taxonomy places the organism in Eukaryota, Viridiplantae, Streptophyta, Zygnematophyceae, Desmidiales, Closteriaceae.
AUCGAGUGAAAGACUUCUUGUCCUCGCGUUUUCGCAUGAAGGACUUGGGGGAGGUGAAGUACUACUUGGGAAUGCAAAUUGAGCGUGAUGAGAGUGGUAUCUUGAUUCAUCAAGAGAGGUACAUUCUUAACAUGCUUCAGUCCUUUGGUCUCUCAGAGGCCAACCCCGAGGGUGUGUGGCUGAGGCGUUUGUUUGGGGAGUUUGGUCAUGAUCAUGCUGGUGGUGUGCCUGUGUUUGUGGAUAAUCAGUCUGCCAUUGCCCUUGCACAGAAUGCAUGCUUGCAUGGCCGCACCAAACACAUGCAGGUCCGGUGGCAUUUCAUUCGGGAGAUGGUAGCUGCGGGGAGGGAGAGAGGGAGGGAUGGAGAGAGGGAGAGAAUGAGAGAGGGAGAGAGGGAGGGAGGGAGAGAGGGAGAGAGGGAGAGAGAGAGAGAGAGAGAGGGAGAGAGAGAGAGAGAGAGAGAGAGAGAGAGAGAGAGAGAGAGAGAGAGAGAGAGAGAGAGAGAGAGAGAGAGAGAGAGAGAUAGUUUGUGAUGAGCAUAUGUCAGACUACAACGACCUAC